This is a messenger RNA of Rosa rugosa (rugosa rose), 765 nucleotides long. RefSeq lists its product as uncharacterized. Bases 204 to 725 code for a protein of 173 amino acids. The transcript is spliced from 5 exons. Lineage: Eukaryota; Viridiplantae; Streptophyta; Magnoliopsida; Rosales; Rosaceae. The record is from RefSeq and is a predicted model, not a curated record.
GCUGUCAUUUUUUUGCCACUGUUUGUUUGUCUAUUAAUCAAUACUAUCUCACUCUACUAUUGUUAUUCAGGUAGAAAAUCUAAAGUUUAUUGGAUAAUAUUGAAUAACUGUAGUAAUAUUGAUUUUUCUGACUACUGCUGUUUUCUUAUGUAGACUCUACAAACAGUGUGGCGUUUAAUUUUUCAAGUGGUUUCAGUUCAGUAAUGGCAGCGAAGAGUGGAAAAACAAAAAUGAGGAGAGUUUUACGAGAUGAUGAUGCAGAAGGUCAGAAUACUCGGGAACAGACAGAGAGAAUACCUAAUGAUCAAGCUUUUACUGUUGUUUCUCAUAUGGACACUGAUUGUGAAACUAUAUCAAUAAAGCGAAGACAAGAUUGUCAAAGAAGAUCGAAAAGAUUGAAAGAGGCUUCUCGGCCUGUGAUGAUGGAACAAAACCAGAGUUUGCGGAGCAAUGAUGAGAAUGUCAAUGCAUUCGAUUAUGAUCAAGGAGAUCCUAGCAUGUCAAUGCCUUCCAUUCUGGGAGGGGGGCAGAAGGUUAUGUUAUACAUUCAUCUUCAAAGAAAUUUUCUUCGGUAUGAUCCAAAUACACAUCAUUGCUGUAUGGUUUGGUAUGUAUCUUUCCUUUCGUUUAUAAGUGAAGAUUACUAUUAUUCUUUCUGCAUUGCCAUCAAACCACCCUUAAUAAUAUGCAAUUUAAUCUUAACUGUAUCAAAUUGCAUUGGAUAACAAUAAUAGUCUAUUACCUAGCAUGUAAUAGUCUUUUAAA